AUGCUCAUUUCUUGUCUAGCUGCUUCAGACAUCACAGAGGACCCGAAAAGUGUUGAUUUAGUGAUGGGAUACAUAGGAGGACAUGGUGUAGCAGCUCUUCAUAGAUACAAAUACAGUGGUGUUGAUCACUCUUAUCUUUACAAAUACAUUUUCAACCCUUUUUGGACUCGUCUUGUCAACAUCUUCCCUCUUUGGAUGCCACCUAACAUGAUAACACUUAUGGGGUUCAUGUUUCUCGUCACUUCUGCUCUCUUAGGCUAUGUAUACUCACCUCUGUUGGAUUCUCCUCCUCCUCGUUGGGUUCACUUCGCACAUGGACUGCUUCUGUUUUUGUAUCAGACAUUUGAUGGGCUUGAUGGGAAGCAAGCACGGAGGACAAACUCCUCUAGCCCACUAGGAGAGCUUUUUGAUCAUGGUACUUAUAAGUUCAUACUAAAAAUACAGUUUGAAACAAUGGCAUAUGGAAGCACUGCUAUGUGUGGAAGAGAUACUUUCUGGUUUUGGGUUAUUGCAGCUGUUCCUUUCUUUGGAGCAACAUGGGAACACUAUUUCACCAAUACACUUAUUCUUCCGGUAGUCAAUGGUCCUACAGAAGGUCUUGCACUUAUAUACUGUGGUCACUUCUUCACAGCCAUUGUUGGUGCUGAAUGGUGGGCUCAGCAGUUUGGGAAGUCGAUUCCUUUAUUGAGUUGGGUGCCAAUUCUGAACGAGAUACAAAUGUCCAGAGUAGUGUUAUUCACAAUGAUUGUUUUUGCUGUUAUACCCACCGUUGCAUUCAAUGUGUAUAAUGUUUACAAAGUUGUGCAGUCAAGAAAAGGAAGCAUGCUUCUAGCACUAGCUAUGCUAUAUCCCUUCGUUGUGCUACUUGCAGGAGUGUUAACUUGGGAUUACUUGUCUCCAGUUGAUCUCAUAAGAAACUACCCUCACUUGGUUGUAUUGGGAACCGGUCUUGCAUUUGGAUUCCUUGUGGGAAGAAUGAUUCUAGCUCAUUUAUGUGAUGAACCAAAAGGAUUAAAAACAAACAUGUGUAUGUCACUGCUGUACCUUCCCUUUGCACUAGCCAAUGCUCUAACAGCUAGACUCAACGAUGGGGUUCCGCUUGUGGAUGAGUUUUGGGUUCUUCUUGGUUAUUGUAUAUUCACAACGGCACUAUAUUUGCAUUUUGCAACUUCAGUCAUUCAUGAGAUCACUACUGCACUUGGAAUCUAUUGCUUCAGGAUUACGCCUAAAGAAGCUUGAAGGAAACAUUUAAAUGAAAAUGGGUUUUCAGGGAGGAUAAUGCAAAUCCCAACAGGAAUCUGAAUAUUUUUUCUACUCAAACUGAUUAUCUUUUUGGAUGUAUACCCAUUAAUGUUUUUUUAUUUUUGUUUGUUUUUCUUGUUUGGUUAAAAUAGUUCAUUCAUGUAGAACCUUUAUGUAACGUUUCUAAUGAAAAG
Eruca vesicaria subsp. sativa (arugula) is the source of this 1436-nucleotide messenger RNA. NCBI's taxonomy places the organism in Eukaryota, Viridiplantae, Streptophyta, Magnoliopsida, Brassicales, Brassicaceae. The record is from the annotation of a GenBank genome assembly.